Stegostoma tigrinum is the source of this 4903-nucleotide messenger RNA. RefSeq names its product E3 ubiquitin-protein ligase TRIM8-like. Gene Ontology annotation, molecular function: zinc ion binding. The record is from RefSeq and is a predicted model, not a curated record. NCBI's taxonomy places the organism in Eukaryota, Metazoa, Chordata, Chondrichthyes, Orectolobiformes, Stegostomatidae. Bases 408 to 1817 code for a protein of 469 amino acids. The transcript has 11 exons.
UGUAAAUCAGGAACAGUCAUCUGAGGCAGUGUUCGCUUGGACCUGAAACAUUAACUCUGAUUUUUUUCUGCACAUUAACUUUUGUGCAGCUGAGUAUUAGGGUUCAAGAAAAGAGAAAUCCAGGGGUAGUACUAGCUUUGCGAAAUCAGCUGCUUAUGAAAAAUCUGGAACCAUGCUUGUAAGUGAGUUCCGGAAGGCAGUCUCCAGACUUUCUGAAAACAUUUUCUCUGGAAAAGAAGAUGACCGACCAGAUUGUGAGCCAGACAUUAAUUUGAGACAGUCUAUGACAAAGCAGCCCCUGAUGGAUUUUCAAAACCAGCCGGCAACAUUCCAAUUUAGCUGAAGACAAACAUGACACAAAGGACAGAAAAGUGAAAAAUUGAAGCUGCUAGUUCUGUUGCUCAGAGAUGAAAAUGGCUUCUACUUCAGCUGUUGGUAAUUUGAAAGAAGAAUUAAAUUGUUCAAUUUGCUGGAAUAUUUACACAGAACCAGUUUCACUGUCCUGCGGGCAUAAUUUCUGUCGUAGUUGCAUUGAAAAGAACUGGGACAAAAAAGACACAGGGCUUGGUUACUCCUGUCCAGAAUGUCGAGCUGAGUAUGCUCAAAAGCCUGUGUUACACAAAAAUUUGAAACUAAGUAAUAUAAUAGAACGCUUUGAAGCCACACAGAUGAAUGAAGAACCGCCAAAAAUCUUCUGUGAUUUCUGUUUGGAUAAUCCCCUCCCUGCAGUGAAAACAUGCAUGAACUGUGAAGCAUCUUUAUGUGAGCAUCAUUUGAGAAAACACUCUGAGAAAACUGCUCAGAAAAAUCACCUAUUGAUUGAACCUGCAAGUUCACUAGAAGACAGAAAAUGUUCAGAUCAUGAGAAGCUCAUUGAAUAUUACUGCCUGGAUGACCAUUCCUGUAUCUGCGUGACAUGCUAUGUUGCUGGCCCACACAAAAAUCAUGACAUACGCAUUCUGAAAGACAUACACAAUGAGACAAAGGCCAGCCUUUCUGAAAAACUGGAGAAGCUGCAGAGUUGCCGAGCAACUUUAGAGGAAGCUACAAAGGAAUUGCAAGGAACUGAAAUGAACUUAAAGAAAGACAGCGCUGUUUUGAGAAAACAAAUUUCUGACUUGUUUCAAGAAAUCAGGAUGCUGUUGACCAAACAAGAAAAGCAAAUUUUAGACACAGUUAUAACAGAAAAAAAUAUAAAUCUUUCAAAAGUCUUAAAGAAAAUACAAGAAUUAGAAAUUAAAAGAGAAGUUAUUACUCACCUUAUUCAGGAAGUACAAGACCUGAAAAAUCAAAAAGAUCCAUUGUUCUUUAUUAAGGAUUUCAAAUCUACUUAUGAAAGAAUUUCUAACAACAACACUGAAGUAGAAAAAUUGAAGGUGUCCUGGAAGAAACUUGAUGAAAACACGAUAUCAACCAUUAAACAGGAGACUAAACGAAUCUUUGAGAUGUUAAAUACGAUCAUUUUUGACCACCCUGUUCAGUCCAAUGAUGAAGUGGCGGAAGAAAGGUUUACAGUGGAAGAUGAGAAUGAGGAGGAAAAUUUACCGGAUACAAUGAAACCUGUAGGAAGUGGAGACAUCAGAAGAACCCAAUACACAUCUCUAUUUUGCAAAGAUGUGCCAAUCCCAUUAGUGCCGGAGAGGCCAACCAGAUCAAGCAUCAAGAUCAUCACCAGAGGAGCUCAAGAAGCAUCACCGUCAUCUCUGCCACAGGAGCGGUCAAUGCAACUAGUCACCUCUGAACAAGCAGUUGUAGCACAGCUGGUGGAGGAAGCAGUGUCCAGACCAUCCACAAGGCUACGAAAAAGCAGCCCGUAAUAGGAUGCAGAAAGUCAGGUGAUGGGGUGUCCAACAUUUAGAUUCUGACUCCCCUAUGAAGAGAGGAUCUCGGCCCUCAGCAAUGAUGAGUAGGACCGGUCCUAUGAAGAUGCCAAAACUUCCAAGUCCUGACAAUCAAGUAGGAUCCAUUGUCCAUUAUUGAGCUAUUUUCCCGUUACUUCCAUGGUGAAGCUACUGUUAACAUGCCUGAACAUCUACCCUUCAUUGGAAAUGCAUUCUUUCUUUUGUCUCUUGAGAUAUCAAUGAUAUAAGCAGUGUUGGCAGCAAAGAGGCCAGCAGUAAACAGGAAAACAGGCUUGAACAGAUCAAGAUUGAGGAAGUUGAUGUACUAGAAAUUUUGGCCAACAUUAAGAUUGAUAAGUCCCCAGGACAAGACCAGAUUUAUCCUAGGUUGCUACGGGAAGCAAGAAAGGAGGUUGCUAAGCCGCUGGCGAAGAUCUUUACUUCCUCACUCUCCACUGGAGUCGUACCGGAAGAUUGGAGGGAGGCAAAUGUUGUUCCUCUUUUCAAGAAAGAGAAUAGGGAAAUCCCUGGAAAUUACAGACCAGUUAGUCUUAUGUCUGUGGCCAGCAAGGUUUUGGAAAGAAUUCUGAGGGAUAGGAUUUGUUACUAUUUAGAAAAGCACAGCGUGAUUAAAGGGAGUCAGCAUGGCUUUGUGAGGGGCAAGUCAUGCCUUACAAAUCUUGAGUUCCUUGAGGAAGUCACGAAACAGGUUGACGAGGGUCAAGCGGUGGAUGUGGUGUACGUGGACUUCAGCAAGGCAUUUGAUAAGGUUCCCCACGGCAGGCUCAUUCAUAAAGUCAGGGGGUAUGGGAUACAGGUGAUUUGGCUGUCUGGAUUCAGAAUUGGUUGGUUGACAGGAGGCAGAGAGUGGUUGUAGAUGGUAAGUGUUCUGCCUGGAGGUCAGUGCUGAGUGGUGUCCCGCAGGGAUCUGUUCUUGGGCCUCUGCUCUUUGUAGUUUUUAUAAAUGACUUGGAUGAGGAGGUUGAGGGGUGGAUUAGUAUGUUUACUGAUGACACAAAGGUUGGAGGUGCCGUUAAUAGUAUCGAUGGCUAUUGCAGGCUUCAGCGAGACAUUGUCAGAAUGCAGAGCUGGGCUGAGAAAUGGCAGAUGGUGUUCAGCCUGGAUAAAUGCGAAGUGAUGCAUUUUGGAAGGUCGAACUAAAAUGCUGAAUAUAGGAUUAAAGGCAGGAUUCUCGGCAGUGUGAAGGAACAGCGGGAUCUUGGUGUUCAAGUGCAUAGCUCCCUCAAAGUUGCCACCCAAGUGGAUAAGGUUGUUAAGAAAGCAUAUGGUGUUUUGGCUUUCUUUAACAGGGGGAUCGAGUUUAAGAGCUGCGAGGUCAUGCUGCAGCUCUACAAAACCCUGGUGAGACCACACUUGGAAUAUUGUGUCCAGUUCUGGUCGCCCUAUUAUAGGAAAGAUGUGGAGGCUUUGGAGAGGGUGCAAAGGAGGUUUAGCAGGAUGCUGCCUGGACUGGAGGGUUUGUCUUACGAGGAGAGGUUGACUGAGCUCGGACUUUUCUCUCUGGAGAGAAGGAGGAAGAGAGGUGACCUGAUCGAGGUGUACAAGGUAAUGAGAGGCAUGAAUAGAGUCGAUAGCCAGAGACCUUUCCCCAGGGCAGGAUUGACUGCUGAGAGGGGUCAUAGUUUUAAGGUGUUAGGAGCAAGGUAUAGGGGAGAUGUCAGAGGGAUGUUCUUCACCCAGAGAGUUGUGAGCGCAUGGAAUACUUUGCCAGUGGAAGUUGUGGAAGCAGCGUCAUUAGUGACAUUUAAGUGACUGCUCGACAUGCACAUGGACAGCAGUGAAUUGAGGGGAAUGUAGGUUAGGUUAUUUUAUUUUUGGAUUAGCAUUAUUGCAAGGCACAACAUGGUGGGCCAAAGGGCGUGUACUGUGCUGUACUUUUCUAUGUUCUAUGUUCUAUGUUCUAUGUUCAGUACAAGGUAUCUACUCCUUAACCUCUGAGGAAGUAAACAGAGAUGCCUCAGAGGACACACCAGCAAAGCCGCCACCUACAAUCUCCGUCAGCUCAGAUACUGAUGCUUCACCGAAGAUGUUAAACAAGAUUAGAAUUGGGACCGCACUGAUUGGGAUAUGCCCUAGUUUACUGGCAAUUUCUGCAAUACCCAGCCCCAGACAGGAGAGGAUUGCAUGGUGCCAACCAUUAACAACUUCAAUCCAAUUGAACAAAGAACUAUGAAUGCUAGAGAUCUAAAAGAAAAAAAAAUGCAGAAAUUGCUGGUGAAAUUCACCAGUUCUGAUGAAGAAUCACUGGACUCAAAAUGUUAACUCUGCUUUCUUCCUACAAAUGGAACCAGACCUAUUGAGUUUUGCCAGCAACUUUUGCUUUUGUUUAACAACUUUAUUCAAAUGCACAAACAGGAAAUAGGAGCAGCUGGUUUCUCUGGAGCACUGUGCCAACUGACACAGGGGUGGCAGGAUUGCACCAAUGCUGUUGGCACCAUUUUGACUCUGGUGUGUGAACAUCUGGCUGCCUCCAAAAACAAGUUGGCAGCUGCCAAUGGAGAGCCAAGUCCAGCAAUCUCGGUAUCUGAUGGAUGUGCACAGAGAUCUGUAAUACAUCGCUCAAGCCAUUGGAUGUGCAGCAUCAGCAGCAAGACAACAGGGGAAUGUGGACACCAUUCCUGGUGCCCCUUCUUCAUAAGGUGACAGAGUGGUGCUCGCAGACACUGAGCUGGAGGAGGAACCUCAAAGAUGCACGCCAGAAGUCUCCUUUCAAGACACUCUAGAGGUGAAUGGGCAUUCCAUUUCCAUCCAGCUGUCACCCUUGGACCUGUGGGACUUCAAGCCAUGGAGGGUGCACUGCCUCUGACGGAAUACACUGAGCAUAUCUGUGCCAUCUAGUCACAAAUACAUCUGGAGUCUCGUGAUCAAAUCUUCAAGGUCAAUAGGCUCCACUCCUGCCCUGUCUGUGAAAGCCAAAAUUGCACCAAGGCCUGUAAUGGAAAGAAAGAAAACAAUCCCCUGAGGGCUUAUUGGUGACACAGGUGACACUCAACAAAUGUAAAAACAUCUUUACAAUUAAUAAAUGUUCACUUUUCAUCAAA